GGGCACAUGCUCACUGCGGAAACCUCCCAGACGCUUUUGGCAAGAGCGCCUGUUGUCGUUUCUCGGCCUCUAGCUCUGGUUUCUGUCCCGCGAUCGCGAUGGGGGAAUCAGAUCUCCCGGUUUUCUCAGCCCCACCGGGUCGUUUUUGGUUUGCGCAUGGAGAAGGAAGCCUUUAUACGGAGGGUCACCUGUCACGGAUGCUUCAGCUGAGAUUCCUGCAUUGCAGGGGGUUGGACUAGAUGACCCCUGGGUCCCCUCCAGCUCUACAGUUCUGUGAUUCCAUAUCUCUGCUGUAGUUUUUUUGGGUUUCCUUUAGGUGCAGUGGCCGGAGAGCGAGUAGGUCGCCUUGCACAAGGCGUCGGAUCCGGGGGUGCAGUUUAGGCUUCUAAAAUCUCCACGCUUUUAGCUCGUUUCAAAUAUGUCUCAGCUACCCUUAGGCCAGACAAUUUCAGAGAGGUGUUGCAAUCUUACAAAGGGAAAAAGUAAACAUCAUAUUGGAGACGCAGCAAAAGCUGUUUCACACGUGAAAAGCUUUUUUAUUUUGGACGUGCACGCCGGAUCAAACCGCAUGUAGUGCGAUUAUCCUCUUAUGUGCUGCAAAAUCAGCGCGCAUUGCGCAUUGCGCUCAGAAACGAAAGGGGAGCAGACGUGUUUGCAUCCCAGGCGCGACGCCGUUUCCUGGAGGACGCGAAGUCUUUCCUGUUCUCCCGUCUCCAAGGGUCACAGAAAGCGCCGCCCCGACGGCUCUUCUUCCGGACCAGCAGGGGGCGGGUGGGAUCCGGCACCAGAUCCUUCCUUCCUGCGGCCUAUUCCUCCGUGGUCGCGGGGGACCCGCGGGCUAGGAUGGGGAAGCGGGUGGCCGUGGUCUUGGCUGGCUGCGGCGUCUUCGACGGCAGCGAGAUCCACGAGGCGUCCGCCGUCCUGGUGCAUCUGAGCCGGGCUGGAGCGGAGGUGAGGCUGGCGACCCUCUAAAACUGCACACAGGCACACACAGGGAGAGGGAAGAAGACCUGCAUAUGCUCUCAUUCAGUGAUAGUUUUUCUAGAAAAAGAGGUGCGAGAACUCACCAUGAAUGCCUCCCUUGUUCUCUUAUAAUGGCAAUGGAGCCCCCCUGAGAGGUGCUCGAACUGAGCUCCAGUGAGUUAUAGCAGAAAAAAAGGCCUUUCUCCCACCCACAGAACGUUUUUCCAUGGAAAAUGUCUCUUGCCUGUUUCCUGUUCCUUUCUGCGAGGUCAAGCUGUCUUUGGCAAUCUCGAUGCCUUCAACGUUCUGCUUGCUGGCUUGUAAACAAGCCUCUGUGCGUUCAGCAGAGUUUAGGAUUCUGCAAAGGAGUGCAUAAGAUUGCAGUCUUGAAAACGAAACGAGGCUCCAGUUCUGAGCUCACUAGGCUGUAUGUCUCAUUGAACUCAAUGGGACUUGUGUCUGAGUAAAUAGGUUCAGCAUCAUACUGAAUUCCAUUAAAUUGAAAAUACACUGCAAGUUAUUUUACUAAACAUUGACAAAAUAUGGUCUGUGACUGUAUCACUGGAAAGCACAUUCUGCAAACAUUUAGUACUGUUUAUUUUACAACUUAAAAUGAAAACACUAUAUUCUUGUUUGAACUGGGGUAGAUAAUAAGAUAACUCUUAUUUUUAAAAAAUGUAUCUAUAUUAAAGGCAACAUUUAGCCCUGUUUUAAAGAUCUUGUUACCUAAUCUUGCUACCUGAAAUACCAAUUGAUGCUGAAAUCCCUAUGCUUUGUCGUUUUGGAAUUUCAGAAACCUCUUGAAAUGUUGGUACUUGCAAAAUUAUCUUGCUUAAAAUUGGCAAAAAAAAACCAUGGUUAAUCUUGACUCUUGCAACUAGCAAAAGUGCUACUUUGUAACACAUAUGUAUUUGUGUUUCCUUUUCUUGUUCAGGUAAAGAUAUUUGCACCAAAUAUUGAGCAGAUGCACGUUGUUGAUCAUUUGAAGGGUAGUCCAAGUGAAGAAAAGAGAAAUGUUUUAGUUGAAAGUGCUAGACUUGCAAGAGGGGACAUCCAGGAUUUGGCUGAGUUGAAAGUCGGUGAAUUUGAUGCAAUUAUUUUUCCAGGUGAGCAUUUUUUAAAAAAUAAACUAAUCAAACCUGCAAUCCUAUAUGCCUGGGAGUAAGCUCCAUUAAAUUCCACAGGAUUUGCAUUUGAAAGGACAUGUUUAGGAUUGCGCUACAAAUGAAUUAGUUUAACACUCACUUAUUUGUGAACCGUAAAAAUCAUUUGCACCAGUUCAGUGUGCUCAGCACUGUGAGCUGGGACUCUAUAACUAGAUUCUAAUACCGCACCUCACUGCAACAAUACUCUCUCCCGCAAAGCAUAGUGCAUUUUAUUUACCAUAUUUUUUGCUCUAUAAGACUCACUUUUUCCCUCCUAAAAAGUAAGGAGAAAUGUGUGUGCGUCUUAUGGAGCGAAUGCAGGCUGCGCAGCUAUCCCAGAAGCCAGAACAGCAAGAGGGAUUGCUGCUUUCACUGCGCAGCGAUCCCUCUUGCUGUUCUGGCUUCUGAGAUUCAGAAUAUUUUUUUUCUUGUUUUCCUCCUCCAAAAACUAGGUGCGUCUUGUGGUCUGGUGCGUCUUAUAGAGCGAAAAAUAUGGUAUUUAGUUUAUUAAAUUUUUAUACACAAAUACACAACAAAAACCAACCAAUAAUCCCCAUUUCUACAUUCCACAUUUAUUUAUUUUAUAAAUAAAUAAAUAAAUUUUAAAAAAUGAAAGUGGUUUGCACAAUUCUAAUGCACACGAUAAAGGCCACAUAAAACAUUUUUUGUUUUGGUUUUUCAAAUUUUUUUUAUUGCUUUUCCAAAUUUAUAAGAAAAAGAAAAGACAUUACAAAACACAGCAAAAGAAAACACAUUACAAUACAAAAGAAAAACAUAAAAAGAAUUAUGUCUUCCAAAACCCAAAUUGCCUUACAUUGUUAAUUGACUUCCUCAAGUCCCCCCAACUGAAUUUCAUUGUAUCACCUUGUAAGAGUUCUCCAAAAUCAUAUUUGUAUUGAAAUUGGCUCCUUCCAUUUACUAUCCUCCUUUCUUUUAUUAGUAUUCUAGUCCUUAAUGUUUUACAGCACAUUCUUAUUCUAAGCCUAAGCCUAUUUACCGUAUUUUUCGCUCUAUAGGACGCACUUUUUCCCCUCCAAAAAUGAAGGGGAAAUGUGUGUGCGUCCUAUGGAGCGAAUGCAGGCUUUCCCGGGCUUCCUGCAGCUCCGCGCCACCCUCCGGAUCCCGGCGCGAAGCCGCACGGGGCUCCGGAGGGUAGCGCGGAGCUGCCUGAGCUCCAGGGCUUCUUGCAGCUCCGCGCCACCCUCCGGAUCCUGGCGCGAAGCCGCGCGGGGCUCCGAAGGGUGGCGCGGAGCUGCCUGCGCUCCAGGGCUUCUUGCAGCUCCGCGCCGGGAUAUUCUUUAAAUUUCUUCCAGUCUUCUUGUGUCUCUUCCUCUUUCUGGUCCCGGAUUCUUCCAGUCAGGGCGGCCAGCUCCAAAAAGUCCAACAUCUUCAUCUGCCAGUCAUCUAUUGUUGGUAUUUCUUGCGAUUUCCAAUUUUUGGCCAAUAAAAGUCUUGCCGCUGUAGUGGCAUACAAAAACAGUCUAACAUCUUUUUGGGCAGUUCUAGUCCUAUUAUUCCAAGGAGAAAGGCUUCUGGUUUCUUAAUAAAUGUGUUUUUCAACAUUUUUUUCAAUUCAUUAUAAAUUUCCCCCCCAGAAGUCUUUCACCUUAGGACACAUCCACCACAUAUGGUAAAAGGUACCUUCUUUUUCUUUGCAUUUCCAACAUUGGUUAUCAUUUGUAUGACACAUCAAACAUUUUUUGAAAAUAGAUCACAAACUAUUACAAAGCGGGGGAAAUCAGCAAAAUGUUCACCAUAGAAGAUGCCUUCUCAAUCUCUACUGGAAGAGCGCUCCACAGGGCCGAACCAAUUUUGUGCCAAUAUCAAAUAAGCGUUGUCUCAUUGGGUGACAAAACAGCGGCGCUGCUGUGUUGGAUGAGGCAAUAAUGGGAAGUUUCUUCUCGACAUAAACGAGUAAGCUCUUAUCUUUUCCCCCUCCCUUCAAGGGGGCUUUGGCGUAGCGAAGAACUUGUGUUCCUGGGCGGUGGAAGGAAAGAACUGCACUGUCAACAACCUGGUGAAGUCUGCCCUCGAGGCGUUCCAUAGCGCAAAGAAACCCAUUGGCUUGUGUUGUAUCUCCCCUGUGUUGGCAGCGAAAGUCUUCCCAGGCUGUGAAGUCACCGUCGGCCACAACAGAAAUGUAGACGGGAGGUAAGGAAUUUUGUUUGGAGCAUCAUCUGAUUCUGCGCGCAUGCCGAUUCUCUGCCAAUCACAAGAUCCACCUGUUGCAGUGAUGUACAGCUUUCUCCAAUCUAUCAUUUUUCUCUGUUGGUUGUUGCUGAUUACACUCAUCGGUCACUUUGUACAAAAGAAAAAAGACGCAGAGCAACUUAAUCGCGUUUAUAUGUCCUGUUUUAAAACCGGGGCGGGGGGGGGGGAGUACAGUGGUACCUUGGGUUAAGAACUUAAUUUGUUCCGGAGGUCCGUUCUUAACCUGAAACUGUUCUUAACCUGAGGUACCACUUUAGCUAAUGGGGCCUCCCGCUGCUGCCGCGCCACCAUGGUGCGAUUUCUGUUCUAAUCCUGAGGUAAAGUUCUUAACCCGAGGUACUAUUUCUGGGUUAGCAGAGUCUGUAACCUGAAGCGUCUGUAACCAGAGGUACCACUGCACGAUACAAAAAAUGCUCUUCCUGUAAAAUAUUAAUAAGGACGAGUCCCAUCUACCCAACGUCACGCUAUAUCACAUCACGAUAUACCGACAUAUCACAAUGUCUGAAAUAAGGAUGGAGUUGGUUUUCAACUUCCAGCUAAACAUCAAGAUAUACUGAUAUAUGACAAUGUUCAAAAUAAAGAUGGAGCUAUGUAGAGGCAUUGGCUGGCUUCACGGUUUUUAGCACAUUGUGAUUUCUGCAUAGCACACACGCACACACCAUGAUUCACAAUAUAUUGCCAGGUCAAAAACUAUGAAGCCGCUAUCACGAUAUAGACUUCAAACUGGUUUGGGGCGAUAUAUCGCCAGCCCUACUCUGCAGUCCACUUGGGUGAGAUCCAUGCAGAAGGGUCUCUGAUGAAGACCACAGGGUCUGGUCUGGUUCAUACGGGGAGGGCCGGUCCUUGAUGUAUUGUGGUCCUGAGCCUUCCAGGGCAUUAAAGGUCAAAGCCAGCACUUCAGCAGUGAGGCAAAGGCAGUUCUUGUUUAACUUCCUUCCCUUGCAGGUUUCCUGAUGCUGAAACAGCUGCUGCCAUCGAAGAACUUGGCUGCAAGCACAUCUGCAAAGACGUGAGCGAGGCCCACGUGGAUUCCGCAAACAAAAUAGUCACCACUUGCGCGUUCAUGUGCAAAGCCCCUUUGCAUCAAAUUUUUUAUGGGGUUGGAGCCAUGGUUACCGAAGUCUUGAAACUGGCAUGAAGGGGGAAAGCCAGGCUUGGCGGCAGCUGGUAAAUGCGUUAACAAAUGAUGCUUUGGUUAAACAUGGUAGAAUCAAUAAAAAUAAUUAAGCCACCCGA
This is a messenger RNA of Podarcis lilfordi (Lilford's wall lizard), 5555 nucleotides long. The record is from the annotation of a GenBank genome assembly. NCBI's taxonomy places the organism in Eukaryota, Metazoa, Chordata, Lepidosauria, Squamata, Lacertidae.